UUUGACGAGCGUGUAGUAUUGUGAUAGUUAAGUGGCAAAACUUCAGAAUUUAUUUUACCUAUACGUAUUGUGAAUUGUAUUUGAGAGCAUGAAUUCUUUAGAAGAAGUAUCAGUAGUUGAUAUAUAUGACUUGGCAUCGGAAAUUGGCAAGGAAUUCGAAAAAAUCAUUGACAAAAAUGGGCCAAACUCUGUAAUUGACCUUAUACCCAAAGUUAUAAACGUAUUGGAGCUGCUGGAAGCGGUACUUAUCAAACGAGACAACGAAGAUUCUGCUGUGCAGGAGCUUCGUGAUAAGAUAGCUCAACUAGAAACCGAUAAACUGGAAAAGGCAGAAUUAAAAAAACAAAAUGAUAAGGAAAUGGAAUCGAUUGAGGAGCAAUGGCGCUCAGAAACAAGGGACUUACUUCAGUUAAUUAGUCGCCUUCAGAAUGAAAACCGUCGGUUAUCAAAGUCAUGUGCAUUAAUUACAGCUGCAAACAUGGUACAAUCAACAGAUAGUACUGAUAUUACUGAUUCUGGAAAUGAUAUGUGUUUCAACUGCGAUUCAUCCGCAUUAUCUGAUUUAAAAAUAAAAAUGAACGAACUGAGUAUUCAAAUAAAAUCUAAAGAUCUUGAAUUGCAGGAAAAAGCAACAGAUAUUGCUAAUGUUUCUGUACAAAUAGAAGGAUUAAAAAAAACUGUGAUUGAAUGUCGUAGACGCCAAAAACUUUCGCAGAACCAAAUAAUUACCUUGUUCGAAGAACGAGCUGACUUUUUAGCUCAGUUGCAAGAUCAGCAACACGAAAUAUUAGUUCUUCGUAAACGUUUGGGUAUUGCGGAAAAGGAAAAUGAAGACCUGACAGAUCUGACAAAAGAAGAUGAACGUCCACGUUUUUCCACUUGCGAACUUAAAGAAGUUCUUACUGAGCGAAAUGAUUUGCAGCUCAGAGUUAAUGAUCUUGAACAAGAACUACAUGCAUGCAAAUACCCUACCAGUUUCAAUUUAAUCAAAGUAUAUAAUGAAAACAAUGAUCUUCCUGUUCAAGGACCUCUGCCGUAUGAACCAGAUGAUGCUCCUUGGAAAAGGCAACCAGGAAGCGGAAUUCGUAAAUUCUUUCGCAAAUUGUUUUCUGAUGUCAAUAGCGAUUCUGUAAGCUGUCACAAGCACUCUGUUUCAUCCCUCACCAAAAUUGCUUUAUCGAGUGGACCACAUAGCGACAUCCCGAUAUAAAUUAUUAGAUUUCUUCCUGCGUGAUUAGAAACAUACUAUUAUGAAAAUAUACUAUAUUUGAAUCGUAGUCGGUUUAUAUAAAUACUCAGCUGAGAAACGCGUAUCAUCUAUUUCAACAUGUCAAUAAAGUUAAGUAUUUUUACCGUGAGAUAUUUCUAUGUGAACACUACAUGAAUACCCUUAAUGUAUUUGUUAACGUACGUCUGAUA
Molecule: messenger RNA, 1419 nt
Organism: Wyeomyia smithii (pitcher-plant mosquito)
Lineage: Eukaryota; Metazoa; Arthropoda; Insecta; Diptera; Culicidae
Gene: Rilpl
Product: RILP-like protein homolog
Exons: 3
Coding region: 89-1210 (373 amino acids)
Source: RefSeq, a predicted model, not a curated record